Molecule: messenger RNA, 1788 nt
Organism: Salvelinus namaycush (lake trout)
Lineage: Eukaryota; Metazoa; Chordata; Actinopteri; Salmoniformes; Salmonidae
Product: general transcription factor IIF subunit 2-like
Exons: 10
Coding region: 119-952 (277 amino acids)
Biological process (GO): transcription initiation at RNA polymerase II promoter; transcription by RNA polymerase II
Cellular component (GO): transcription factor TFIIF complex
Source: RefSeq, a predicted model, not a curated record
UUAUGGUUUGUUCAUUUUACCGGACCGUGUGUUGUUUAGGUAACGUUAGCUAGCCUACCUCAUAACGCCAAACGAAUUGUAAUGGUAACGUGUAAGAGGUGAUUUCAACGUUUUAAACAUGUCAGAGAAAGGCGAAGUGGAUUUAACUGGUGCUAAACAGAACACGGGCGUGUGGCUGGUCAAGGUGCCCAAAUACCUGUCCCAGCAAUGGGCCAAAGCAUCAGGCAGGGGAGAGGUGGGGAAGCUCCGGAUCGGCAAGAACCAAGGGAAAGCAGAGGUGGAAUUCACUCUGAACGAAGACCUGACGAUGAUUGACGGCCUGGGGGACAAGCCAUCGGGGGUGCAGGCACCCAGGGACCACCCGUUCACCAUGCAGACUGUAGGAGGACAGACCCUGGCCGUGUUCACCGAGACCCAGUCAGAGUCAUCUAAGGGCCAGUCAGAAGAGAGAUCUGAUGGCAGCAUCUCAGUUUCGCGGGCGGGGACAGGCCCAGACAGAAUCUCCCUGGAGGGCCUGGUGGUGCAGAGAGCAGAGUGUAGACCUGCUGCCAGCGAGAACUACAUGAAACUCAAGAGACUGCAGAUAGAAGAGUUAUCCAAGCCAGUGAGAUUGUCUCAGCAACUAGAAAAGGCUGUUACCACCAACUACAAACCAGUGGCCAACCAUUCCUACAACCUGGAGUAUGACAGGAAGAAGAAGGACGAAGGUAAAAGAGCGAGGGCCGACAAGCAGCAGGUGUUGGACAUGUUGUUCUCGGCUUUUGAGAAACAUCAAUAUUACAACAUCAAGGACCUGGUGGACGUCACCAAACAACCUGUGAGUUACCUGAAAGAGAUUCUGCGUGACAUCGGCAUCUACAACGUGAAGGGAACCCACAAGAACACGUGGGAGCUGAAGCCAGAGUACCGACACUACCAGGGAGGAGAGGAGGAGAAGGAGACUGACGACUAGCCUGGUCUGGAGCUCUCUAGGAGGCUGGAGCCCCACCACUAGGAGGAGGACGACUAGCCUGGUCUGGGAGAUCCAGCCUCCUAGAGAGUUCACCACUAGGAGGAGGACGACUAGCCUGGUCUGGGAGCUCCAGCCUCCUAGAGAGUUCGCCACUAGGAGGAGGACGACUAGCCUGGUCUGGGAGCUCCAGCCUCCUAGAGAGUUCGCCACUAGGAGACUGACGACUAGCCUGGUCUGGGAGCUCCAGCCUCCUAGAGAGCUCACCACUAGCCUGGUCUGGGACCUCCAGCCUCCUAGAGAGCUCACCACUAGCCUGGUCUGGGACCUCCCUAGAAAGCUCACCAGUAGAUUGGAGUGUCGUUUUGUUUUUUUAUAGACUUCAAAAAUGUUUUUUUUAAUGAUGCAGAGAAGUUGUCAAGCUACUGAUGUGUUUAGUUGGCCAGUUAGGACCGGAUCACUGGCCCUAUACUACAUGUCGGUGAAGUCCCAAGUGGCACCCUAAUCCCUAUAUAGUGCACUACUUUAAACCAGGACCCUGGUCAAAUUUAGGGCACUAUUUAGAGAAUAGGGUGCCACGUUUUGAAGGAUUCCUACUAUUCUGAGCAGUGAGGUGCUUUAGGUUCAUCUCACCUGGGAUUCCUACUAUGAGCCGGUUUGACUGACGUCUAUUCCUGUGUUUGUGUGAUCUGACCGUUACUUUCAAUCAGGGAUCCUUCAGACGUGUUCAGCUUACAGACACACGGCUUGUAACACGGCAACCACGGGUCAAUAGCUACAAGUUGUUUUUAAAAUGGGAUUUAAUGACUGUUGGAAUAAACAUUUUUUGUAAAAAUGUA